Molecule: messenger RNA, 5034 nt
Organism: Xenopus tropicalis (tropical clawed frog)
Lineage: Eukaryota; Metazoa; Chordata; Amphibia; Anura; Pipidae
Gene: map7d3
Product: MAP7 domain containing 3
Exons: 21
Coding region: 30-2696 (888 amino acids)
Biological process (GO): microtubule cytoskeleton organization
Cellular component (GO): microtubule cytoskeleton; cytoskeleton
Source: RefSeq, a predicted model, not a curated record
CAACCCGGGCGCAUGAUUGCCUGAAGCGCAUGCGUGGAGCUGGGCGGACGCCAGAGAGCGGCAGUACCGGGGGGGAGGGAAAGAUGGCGGAUGGAAGCGGCAAGCUGAAGGGACUUCGGGAGCAGAUGGUUGCUGCAGCACAGGCUCAGGCUGAAGAGAGAAGAAAUCAAAGUAGUUCUAGCCAAGUCCCAGUUCAGCCUGCCUUGAUUACAAAAACAACAAAGCCAGUAAUAGAUGGUUCAGCUUUAAGAACAGAUGAGAGGCAGAGAUUAGCACGUGAACGCAGAGAAGAGCGUGACAGACUGAAUGCGACCAAAGAAACACAGUUGCUUGAAAAAGAGAAAAAAGCAAAACUCCAGUAUGAGAAACAAAUAGAAGAAAAGCUGAAAAAGCUGGAAGAACAGAGGCUUAAAGAUGAGCAGAAAAGGGCAGCAGUGGAAGAAAAAAGAAAGCAGAAACUGUUUGAAGAAAAGGAACGUCGAGAGGCUAAUGUACGGAGGACCCUGGAGCGUAGCAGCCAACUCGACCAGCGACAAAAGAGAUGGUCUUGGGGUGGUGGAUCUGUGGCAGAUGGAGAUCUCAAACAUGGUACAACUGGAAAUAGUUCACCUAGUCCUGUAGAUAUAGCUGAAAAAGCCCAUUUCACCACAGACCCUCACAAUGAAGAAAAAGAUGGAUCUGGCGGUAAACGCUCCACCUCAACCACUAACCUUAAACAGGCAGAGAGUGUGAUGCACAAGCGUUUGUCAUCCUCUUCUGCCACCCUUCAAAACCCUGACAGAGGUCCCAAAAAAAGAAGCUCUUCAUUAAGCAGAUUAAGUAAUAAAACUCCUCUAAAUUCACAGCCACACUCACCUAGCGUCUCAAACCUGGAAAAAAAAGGUGGAGCCAACCAGAAGAGAAGUUCAUCCCUUAGCAGACUGGGUAAUAAGCCUUCGACACCACCCCAUGUAGAUAAUGUGAAGAAAGAAGAAAAAACAGCUCAACGUCCCCCAACCAGUCCUUUAGAUGGUAGCAUAAUCAGUCGUCUCCUCGCCCCUACGCAGUCAUCUCUAGCUAGGAGUAAGAGUGCAGCCAUGCUGUCAUCUGAUGGAAAAGAUUUACCAGAAUUUCACCUCUGUCCUCGUUCAGCUUCAGCCACUACCAUCAAUACCCCACCCUCCGUCCCUAAAGGUCCAUUGCGAAGCCGAAGCAUUGACAGAUUGAAGUCACCACAGAAUUCAUCACCUUGUACUGGUACCCCAGUUCCUUCCCAGAAGUCUGAGCAUGAAAAGCAGUCACCGCCUUCUUUGGGAAAACGCCCACCGUCUCCUGCACUUAUUAAUUCUCGAAGGAGAUCGCCGUCUCCUGCCAACACUGCAAAACGAGCGCCAUCCCCAACACUUGAAAGUAAAAAGGUCCAAAAGAACCAUUCUUCAUCUCCAGUGGCGACAAAACAGAAAACUUCCUCACCCUCUGUUACAAAUAAACCUGUUCCAAUUCCACGUCCAUCACUUACACCCAAUGUCUUAAAUGCUGCCAAAAAAAGUGCAGAAACAGAAACCAAACCAAAGGAAAAGACUCAAGAAAUCCUUGCUGAGCCAAAAAGUUUACAGACCUCAGAGAAAGAAAACACCAGUGGCACAACAAAGACCAAAGAUGAAUCCAAUUGUAAAAAUUCUUCAGGAAGCACAACUGCUGAGGAGGCUGCUAAAAUGUUGGCUGAAAAACGACGCCUGGCACGGGAGCAGAGAGAGCGAGAAGAACAGGAAAGGAUUCAAAGACAGCAAGAAGAAAAAGUUAAACAGGAAGAAAUGGCUCAAAAAGCAGCAGAAGAAAAGGCCAAACAGAUAGAAGAAGCCAAAAUAUUAGAAGAAAAGAGGAAACUAGAGACAGAGGAGGAGCAAAGAAAAGCAGAGGAAGAGAGAAUCCAGAAGGAAAUUGAACUACAGGAGCGCUUGGCAGAACUUCAGCAGCAGAAGGAGGAAGCAGAAGCUAAAGCUCUUGAAGAAGCAGAAAAGCAAAGGCAAGAGAGAGAGAAAAUCAUGCAGCAAAAUAUGCAGGAAAGACUUGAGAGGAAAAAGAGAAUUGAAGAAAUCAUGAAAAGAACUAGGAAGACAGAUCAAAUGGAUGCAAGAAAUGAAGAUAGAUCUGGCCUAGAGGAAGAUGAUGAGAUUGAUCUGAUUGAUACAAAUAUGGAUGCAGGGCUAAAUGGAGUUUAUCCAUGUGAGGAAUCAGAUGAACUAGGAAAGACCUGCUUUAUGGAAUCUUCUGCUCUGACUUCAACAGAUCCUUUGUUCUCAGAUGCUUCUGCCCCAGAGCAAAAUGAAUUAUUUAUUAAUGGGGACAAACCAGGCUCUGUGCAGAAAGAGAAUGCACAGGCUUUAGAAACAGUACCUCCAAAUGAAUUCAGUAGCCAUGUGGAUUCUGACACUGCUUUGUCCAGCGAAGCUCAACCCCCAUUUAAUGAAGAUGAUAAAUUAAGGGUAUUGGUAAAUAAUGUCAAUGGGAAAUCCGGCGCAUGGAUGUUUGAGGAGAUUUUUGAUUUAGAAAUCCACUCCAAUUCCACUAGUUUGUCCUCUGAUUCUGUUAACAUGAACCUUUGUAAGAAGAGCUACAUAGAAGAUGCUACUAGUCCAGGUGCUCCAAAGUUGGCCUUUGAAGAUGGGAAAAUGAAUGUUUUAUCCACAGCCAUUGAGUCAGCUGCAGAAAUGUGAAAUCCCAGCAGUGAAACUCCUUAGAUUGCACUUCGCUCUCCAGUAUUUAAUAAAACGCUGAAGCCUUGUCGUUAGAAGCUGCUACUGCAACAUAUUCCUUAUAAAAUUCAAGACUCACCUGGCAAGAGAAGGAACCAAGUUUCAUUUUUAACAUUUCUUCAGGGACAAUUUGUUAGCGACCCUUCUUUUUUUUUUUUUUUUUUUUGUCGUUUUUCAUAUUUACAGGAUAUCGGGGGAUUUUUUUAGAAUGUUAUGUUUCAGUUACUAGUAAUGCAAUAUUACUUGUUCUAUUAGAUAUACGCUGGUAUAUCAGAAAGUACUAACAAACUUGUUUCAUUGUUAACCAAAUCUUGUAAGCACUUAUUAUAAUUUACUGGUCAUCCCAAAGCUAAUGAGAUUUUCUCCAUCCAUUAAUUGUUUUUGCUUUUUUUUUUUUUUUAUUAAAAUUACUAAUGUUCCUGUAGGCUUUAAAAGUGCUCUGAACUCCUCCCCUCCUUUCAGUUAAUGCAUGCACAGUACUGAGUAAGUACACCUUGAGUAAUACAAAGAGAAAUGAAUGUUCACUGGGAAGAGCGUCUUUAGUGACUGUUGGCUUUUUGUCUAUUUUUUUUUGUUUUGUUUUUUAUUUUAAACAUUUCAUUUUGCUAUCCAAAUUUUGUAUUUAAGUUGCAUAUGUAAGUAUUAUUUUAUUGUGUACAUACAAAAGCAGUAUUAUAACAUACUACUUGAGUUCUCUGUUUAUAUUGUAGCAUGUUUUUACAGUGGAUUUCUUUGCAUAUCUGUUCCUGCUAAGACCUGUCCAGAAAAACCAGUUUGGACACACACAGGUAUCCAGCAAUUGAUAAGGAAUUUGUCAUGUGGAGAUUUGUUGUCAAGACACUUUGCAGCAAAUUACUAUAACUACAUCCAGGCAGAUGCUAUUGGUGGGAUGUUUGUAUUUACAGUUACCUCCGCUAUACCUGUAGAGUAUAUGAGCAUCUUGCUAGUGGAGAUAGUCACCAAUAAAUGAGCUUGAGUCUCUUGAACACUGGAUUUCCCAUAAUGUUUUUCAUAGGGACAGCUAUGAUUGUGUUUGUUGCUAAACCCCCUCUUGCCCAUUUAGUUUUGCUUGGAAUUAUCUUUUAGGUGAGUAACUUUUAGUUAACACUGUAGUCAAGUAUCACCAGUGAUGUUGCCCAUAGCAUUCAGCAAUUUGAUUAUGUUUUCUAACUUUUAAGUGAAUAUUAAAAUCUAAUUGCCAGUGAUCACCAGUGAUGUUUGUCUUCAGUGUUAAUACACCCCUUAGUGUGGUGUUUGAAGACAAGUUGCAAUUAGUCUCCCUCUGAGCCAUAAUAAAAUUGGUAGAAAGAUAAGCAAUACAAAUAAUAUUGAAGCCACUGGAAUUGAAACCAUAAAAAUUAAAAAUUUUGGACCAGUUGAAAAGUUGCAUAGAUUAAAUAACAAAAAGUUAACUUAAAAUAUCGCCCCUUUUCAUUUAUGUUUAUAAUCUGUUUGCCAUAUUCAAAAAUAUAUGGCAGUUUCACCCGCUUACCUAUCUGACAGAUAGCAGUGAAGUUGGCAACAACAAUUCUCCAUAUGAGAUAUAAGCUUUUGCCUAGUGGCAGUGAUGCCAUUUAUGAAUAAUAGAUAGAGAGAUUGGAAUCAGAGUACUGUAUUUAAAAAUGGAUACUAAAAAAAAAAAUGUAUACAACCUUAACAAAAAUAUUACUACUGUUUAAAUUUUAUUGCCUAAAACCUCUGUCUUGGUCGUAUGCUUAUGCAGGUAUUUAUUUGUUGAAUGUAUCUCUUUGUUUAAGAUAAAUUUAAUUAAUUUGUAUAUCCCGUUUUGCACCAACAACUAUUUUCUCUGAGCUUGUAACAGCAAAACCUACUGCAGCUGGCCAAACACAUAGAGAUCGAAACUUUUAGCACCAAACAGUUGUACAAACUGGGCCAUACACGCAGUGGCUCACAUUGCACAGAUCAGAGCAUUGUAGCACCAGGGCCAAUAACAUGUCUAUUGAGAGAUAUUAUAUGCUGACAGAUGUGAUUAUUGGCCAGUCCCAAUUUAGCUCCUGAUCAAGGUUAAUAUUUGGUGUUCAGUGACGUCAUUUAGUGUGGAUUCAGCUUUCGGCUUGGUGUGCGGCCAGCUUUACAGUUUAGUAUGAAGAUCCUAAUGGAGCAGUGCCUUAGGUAAACAAAAUGUAUUUUUGUAUAAACGCUGCUUAAUUUUAGCAAAGACAAUCUAACCUAUAAAAUGCUUAUAUUUUGUGUGCAACUGUUACUUGUUAAAUAUUUCUUUACAGCUAAUUAUGUAAAUAUGCGUGUACUGUUCAAUAAACUUUGCAAACUAAAACAA